AUGCACCGAAGAGAAAUUCUUUGGAGACCUCUACCUGGCCAUCUACUUGAGGUCUGCCAGCAUCCAAACUCUCGAAUGAGUGAAUGGGGAGCAGAAGCUUUAACUUCACUUAUUAAAGCAGGAUUAACAUUUAACCAUGAUCCUCCACUUUCACAAAACCAGAGGCUGCAGUUGCUUUUAUUGAACCCAUUAAAGGAGAUGUCCAGUAUUAACCAUCCAGAUACCCGACUCAAGCAAUUAGAAUGUGUGCUGCAGAUUCUUCAGAGUCAGGGAGACAGUCUUGGACCUGAAUGGCCAUUAGUGCUUGUAGUCAUGGGAGCAAUCAGAAAUGAUCAAGGAGAAUCCUUGAUACGAACUGCAUUCCAGUGUCUUCAGUUGGUCACGACAGAUUUUCUACCAGCAAUGCCUUGUACGUGCCUGCAGAUUGUUGUAGAUGUUGCAGGUAGCUUUGGACUUCAUAACCAAGAACUUAAUAUUAAUUUGACUUCAAUAGGUUUAUUGUGGAAUAUUUCAGAUUAUUUUUUCCAAGGAGGAGAAACUAUUGAAAAAGAAUUAAAUAAAGAAGAGGCAGCCCAGCAAAAGCAGGCAGAAGAGAAAGGAGUUGUUUUAAAUCGGCCUUUCCAUCCGGCACCACCUUUUGAUUGCUUGUGGUUGUGUCUUUAUGCAAACUUGGGUGAACUCUGUGUGGACCCCCGUCCUGCUGUGAGGAAGAGUGCAGGACAAACUCUGUUUUCAACAAUUGGUGCACAUGGAACUUUAUUACAGCACUCAACAUCGCACACUGUUAUUUGGAAGGUUCUCUUUCAUCUACUGGGCCGAGUUUGGGAGUCUUCUACCACUGCAGACAAAGAAAAGAUUGAGUCUGGAGGUGGCAAUAUUCUCAUUCAUCAUUCAAGGGACACGGCAGAGAAGCAGUGGGCAGAGACCUGGGUUUUAACAUUGGCCGGAGUAGCAAGAGUCUUUAACACUAGAAGAUACUUACUGCAACCUUUAGGAGAUUUUUCAAGAGCAUGGGAUGUUUUUCUUGAUCAUAUGUCAGCAGCACUCAGCAAAAACAACGGAGUAUCUCUGGCUGCACUGAAAAGCUUCCAGAAAAUUUUACAGAUUGUGUCCCCCGUCAGAGACCCAGAUAAGCCCGAGACACCACCUGCAGUUAAUGUACCUGUGCCUGUCCUUAUAGGGUCCAUAUCAGGCCCUGGCCUGAGCAGGCCAUUUGUAAGAACAGAUUCCGUUGGAGAGAGACUUGGAAGAUAUAGUAGCUCUGAGCCACCCAUAGUUACCGAUGAGCUUGAAGAUUUGAAUCUCUGGUGGGCUGCAUGGAAUACCUGGUAUAGAAUCAGAUUGGAAAGCACUAAGCCUCCUGUUACUUUUGACAAACUGACUUUCAUUCCCAGCCAGCCUUUCCUUACCGCUUUAAUUCAGAUAUUUCCAGCUCUCUACCAACACAUAAAAACUGGUUUCAACAUGGAUGACUUGCAAAAGCUGGGAGUCAUGUUACACAGUGCUGUGUCAGUCCCAAUAAGUUCAGAUGCAUCCCCUUUCAUUCUUCCAUCUUAUACUGAAGCAGUUUUGACAAGUUUACAGGAAGCUGUGCUUACAGCUUUAGAUGUUCUCCAAAAGGCCAUCUGCGUGGGGCCAGAAAACGUGCAGAUAAUGUAUCCAGCUAUAUUUGACCAGUUAUUGGCAUUUGUGGAAUUUUCCUGUAAACCUCAACAGUAUGGACAGCUAAAAACCAAGCACACUGCAAAUGCAAAAUAUAAUCAGGCGGAAUGGGUAGACUUGAAUUAUGUACCGUUUGCUGAAAGGUCUUUAGAAGUGGAUUUAUACCAAAAAACAGCCUGUCACAAAGCAGUCGUGAAUGAGAAGGUACUCCAGAAUAUUAUUAGGACACAUAGGGUUCCUCUCAGUUUGAAAUAUUCCUGCCCUUCUAAAAGCACAUGGAGAUUAGCAGUAUCUUCUCUCCUCAAAGUUCUUUCUCUUGGGCUACCUGUUGCCCGGCAGCAUGCUUCUUCUGGAAAAUUUGACAGUAUGUGGCCAGAACUAGCCAACACUUUUGAAGACUUUCUCUUUACGAAAGGCAUAUCUCCAGAUAAUCUCUCUAUUCAAAAAUUUCAAAGAAAUGAAAGUAUUGAUGUUGAGGUAGUUCAGCUUAUCAGCACUGAGAUACUACCUUAUGCCAAUUUUAUUCCUAAGGAAUUUGUUGGUCAGAUAAUGACUAUGCUUAAUAAGGGCUCAAUACAUUCUCAGUCAUCUUCAUUUACAGAAGCAGAGAUUGAUAUUUGUUUGAGAGAGGAAUUUUCUAAAAUGUAUUUUGAAACAUUGCUCCAGUUUUCCUUCAGUAACAAAGUCACACCUCAAGAAGGCUACAUCUCACGAAUGGCACUCUCAGUGCUUUUAAAGAGAUCUCAAGAUGUGCUGCAUCGUUAUAUAGAGGAUGAAAGAUUAAGUGGUAAAUGCCCUCUUCCAAGGCAACAAGUAACAGAAAUCAUAUUUGUUUUAAAAGCAGUCAGUACUCUCAUUGAUUCACUUAAGCAAACUCAGCUUGAGAAUGUUGAUGGAAAUACCUGGGCACAAGUGAUUGCUUUAUACCCAACUUUAGUAGAAUGCAUCACCUGCUCAUCUGCAGAAGUCUGCUCUGCACUUAAAGAGGCACUAGUUCCUUUUAAGGAUUUCAUGCAACCAGCAGCAUCCGAAGUUCAAAAUGGAGAAUCUUGGUCAGCUAUAAUAAUUUUAAAGAAGAAAGCUAUCUCAAGAAUGUUUGAUCCUCAGUGA
Molecule: messenger RNA, 2772 nt
Organism: Zalophus californianus (California sea lion)
Lineage: Eukaryota; Metazoa; Chordata; Mammalia; Carnivora; Otariidae
Product: protein MON2 homolog
Source: RefSeq, a predicted model, not a curated record